Messenger RNA from Mucor velutinosus, 1563 nucleotides. RefSeq lists its product as uncharacterized. Gene Ontology annotation, molecular function: (S)-2-hydroxyglutarate dehydrogenase activity. The record is from RefSeq and is a predicted model, not a curated record. The coding region runs from base 1 to 1563 and encodes 520 amino acids. NCBI's taxonomy places the organism in Eukaryota, Fungi, Mucoromycota, Mucoromycetes, Mucorales, Mucoraceae. The transcript has 4 exons.
AUGCUUGGUAGAUCUGCUUUCAAACUCUUGAACCGUCGCAAUGUCAUUGCAUUGGGCGCUGUUGCAACCACAGGUGGUGCCUUGUUUUUAAGCUCUGACAGCAAGGUGCACGCUGAAUCAAACAAGCUUAAGUUUUGGCAAAGUCUGCCUGGCGAAAACACACCAGAGAACCCAGGGUUCGCUAAAUUGAGAGGCAUGGCUGCUGAGCAGAGAUUCAGGACUUCUUUGGCUCAAAACAACGGCAAGACUGAUUUCGAUGUUGUCAUUGUCGGUGGUGGUAUCAUUGGUCUAGCUACUGCUCGAGAGUUACUGAAGCGUUUUCCAAACAUGACUGUAGCUGUAUUGGAAAAGGAACGUGAAGUAGCUGCUCAUCAAACUGGCCAUAACAGCGGUGUCAUCCAUGCUGGUAUCUACUAUAAACCUGGAUCUCGUAUGGCCAAAACAUGUGUCAGAGGCGCUGAUUUGAUGUACGAGUACUGUAAACAAAAUCAACUCCCUGUGGAACGUUGUGGUAAACUGAUUGUGGCCGUGGAUGAUAAGGAACAUAAACAAGUGGAGAGAUUGAUGGAGAUCGCCACAUUGAAUGGAGUCAAGGAUCUUCAAAUCCUUAAUAGCGAGGAGAUUAAAAAAUUAGAGCCUAAUGUAGUCGCCUACUCUGCUUUGUACUCUCCAAACACCGGUAUCACUGAUUUCGGCCUUGUCGCUCAAUGUAUUGCUAAUGAGAUCGUGCAAACAGGUCGUGCUGAAAUCAAGCUUGCCUUUGAGGCUCAAAAGUUUGAAUCUAGACAAGACGGCCGUGUUGAAAUCUGGGGUGGUGAACCCAACCAAAGAGGCCCUACUCUCAAAGUCACUGCAAAGAAUGUCAUCACUUGCGCUGGUUUCUACUCUGAUAGAGUUGCUGGUCUUGCCGGUGGUGACGCUGGUCGUGCCAAGGUAGUUACGUUCAGAGGUACUUAUUAUCAGUUAAAGCCCGAGUACCGUGGCAUCUGUCGCAUGAAUGUCUACCCUGUUCCCAGUGGCGGUGGUAUUCCAGUCGGUGUUCACUUUACACCUACCGUUAACACAAGAAGAGGCAUUCAGAUGAUUGUUGGUCCUGGUGCUUGUUUGACUUUCUCCCGUGAAGGCUAUACUUUUUCUGAUUUCAAGAUGGAAGAUAUCUUUGGUUCCUUGACAAACUUGAAUUUGUGGAUGUUUGCACUCAAGAAUCCCAGUCUCUCUCUUGGAGAGCUCUACAAGGAUAUGAACAAGCGUGCUUUCUUGCGCGCUGCGCAAGCGUAUGUCCCUGGUUUGACUGAGGACAUGGUUGAGGAGAGCUUUGCUGGUGUCAUGUCUCAAGUGUUCGAAAAGGGAGGUAUCGCUGCCAAUGAUUAUAUUCUUGAACGCAAGGUCAUGGACGGAAAGAUACUAUGUGUUCGUAAUGCACCUACUCCUGCAUGCACUGCUUCUUUGGCCAUUGCAGAAAUGCUGAUUGAUACAGCAACUGAAGAUUUUGAAUGGGAACAAUCAGAGAAAUCUAUCGAAGGUCCUAACAAGGUUCAACAGCUUUCUGCUAUUGCUGCUUAG